Molecule: messenger RNA, 2538 nt
Organism: Clarias gariepinus (North African catfish)
Lineage: Eukaryota; Metazoa; Chordata; Actinopteri; Siluriformes; Clariidae
Gene: zdhhc18b
Product: zinc finger DHHC-type palmitoyltransferase 18b
Exons: 8
Coding region: 208-1383 (391 amino acids)
Biological process (GO): peptidyl-L-cysteine S-palmitoylation; protein targeting to membrane
Cellular component (GO): Golgi apparatus; endoplasmic reticulum
Molecular function (GO): protein-cysteine S-palmitoyltransferase activity
Source: RefSeq, a predicted model, not a curated record
ACGCUUCGGUUUUACGCGUUUGACGAGUUACAAUGUAACAGUGAUGAAGCCUUUGAUAGAGCACAUGAAAGCGCGCUGAAAGACCCGCCGAGAUGCGGGACUCGUAUCGGUUUUGAGGAGUUCUUUUGUUUAGGAUCUUGUUAGAGACUGGGGACAGGAGGACACGGGAAGUGUAAGUGUUUAUUUGGGAGGAAUAAUACCAAUCGGAUGACAGUUCUCUUGCACUACCAGGAAGCCAUGAAAAGCUGUGAAUAUCAACAAAUAGAUCUUCACGCGCUGCCCACACCGACACCGGGACACACCGCGGCUCCGUGCGCGCAGGAAAAGAAGCGCAGAAGGAAAAAAUGGGAAGUGUUUCCGGGAAAGAAUCGGUUUUUCUGUGACGGUCGGAUCAUGUUGGCACGUCAGAGUGGUGUUCUUCCUCUCACCAUGGGGCUCAUCCUCAUCACAAGUGCCCUGUUUUUUGUCUUCGAUUGUCCUUUCCUAGUCGAACACCUGACCGGCUGCAUCCCGGGGAUCGGAGCAGUCCUUUUCGUGUUUGUGCUUAUCUCUCUUCUUCAAACCAGCUUCUCAGAUCCUGGCAUUCUUCCUAGGGCGACACCUGAGGAGGCAGCCGACAUCGAGAAACAGAUCGACAACCCCAACGGAUGUACCUCAUCUUAUCGCCCUCCCCCUCGCACCAAGGAGGUCGUCAUCAACCAGCAGGUCGUUAAGCUAAAGUAUUGCUUCACUUGCAAGAUCUUCCGUCCGCCCCGGACCUCCCACUGCAGCUUAUGUGACAACUGUGUGGAGCGUUUUGACCACCACUGCCCCUGGGUAGGAAACUGCGUGGGCAAACGCAACUAUCGCUUCUUCUACAUGUUCAUCAUCUCGCUGUCCUUCCUCACCGCCUUCAUCUUCGGCUGCGUGACCACACACCUGGCUCUGAGGUCGUCAAAAGAAGGAAAGGGGUUGGUUUACGCACUCCAGCAGAGUCCUGCCAGUGCAUUAGAGCUCGUGGUUUGCUUCUUUUCAGUCUGGUCCAUUUUAGGCCUCUCGGGUUUUCAUACGUACCUGGUUGCUGCUAAUCUCACCACGAACGAGGAUAUUAAAGGUUCCUGGUCAGGGAAGAGUGGGAAUGAGGAGACUGGGAAUCCGUAUAGUUAUCAGAACAUUUUUAAAAACUGCUGCUCGGUACUUUGUUCGCCCAUGCCUCCCAGUUUGAUAGACAGAAGAGGGUUCGUCCCGGCAGAGGACGCCAUCCAGGCUGGUCCCACAGAGAUCGCGUUACCUGCUGCGAAAAACGACAUCAACCUGGUAGGAAGUGUGUCUGUAUCAAGUCAUGCUCCUCUCCCCAUUUCUUCUACCCCAACCCUUCACAUUCAGAACCACUCUACAGCCUGAUCACAUGCCUGCCCCAAACCGAGCAUCUCCACCUUUCCUGGAUGGAACAUUAGGGACAACGUAUGUUGCCUUUUAUCAUGUGAAACACAGAUCCUAUUGAAACUGAAAAAUGUUCACGUCAAAGUCCGUGCUACUCCUCAGAAUGGACACGGGGUUCGUGUUAGCUUUCGUUACCUCCUUUUUCAUUUGAGGAACUGCCGAUAAAUUCAGCUGUCCAGCUUGCGUAACUCAACGUCACGUGACUCCAUAUCGGCGCCGUACCUCAGGACUUUGAAUUGCAUCCUCGGAAUGGAAAGAGGAAAUGAAACCUGUCGCCGUUUGCACAGAUAUGUCAAACAUAUGUGAUCCGACUUCUUAUUAUAGGUUGGGUUGUGUCGAUUACUGUAAAGGAAGUACUGUAGGGGCAGUGCAGAUGUUACUGUAACUGAGAUCAUGGUAUUGCACAAAGAGAGAAUAAAAAAAAAUGAGAUAGUAGACCGUUUUUAUUCAGCACAUUUUUUUAUCAGAAUAUCCGUUUACUUCUUAGCUCAGGGGGUUUUGUACGUUCUGUGGAGUUUGUGGUUGGUCGAUUCACUAGCUGCUGCUUCGACUUCGGGUUCGUCAGUUACUGUCAUUAUUAACGAUAAUGUCAGUAUUCUCCAAAUGUCACAUUGUUUACAGAUCACAUUGUUUUUGUAUCCUCAAAACAUAAGCACUAUUGAAAUCUUUCCCUCCCAGCAAGUCAAACUGUCCACGUGACUGUGUCUGUGUCUUAUUUCCUUUGAUCACAGAGCAGAGUAGCCAUAGCCGUGCGAAUCCUAAUGCUGAUCAGAAUCAGGAUUGGCUUUCUGUUUACGAUUAGUUCAGGUCCUUACGAGUGGAGCCUCAUACAUUGUGCUUCGCUCUUGAUGUUACUGUAGUCCACGUAGAUGCCUUAUGUGAUCGGGUUGUGAUGAGAGAAAAUAGGUUUAUAUUCAGCCAUUUGGAUAUAGAGAAUGUGCAGUACUUUUAUUUUGUUGGGAGAGUGAUUCUAUGUGAUUUGCUGGAAAACAAAGCAUAUCUGGCGUGUUUCAAAGAUUUUAUAUGUCUUUAUUUAACUAAUGGAUCAUGCUGUCUGAUUUGUGUGUUUUUUAAAAUCUAUAUUUCACAAAUGUUAAAUAAAAGUUUCUUUUUUUU